Messenger RNA from Sorex araneus (European shrew), 945 nucleotides. Its product is annotated as calcium homeostasis modulator protein 2-like. The record is from RefSeq and is a predicted model, not a curated record. Bases 1 to 945 code for a protein of 314 amino acids. Gene Ontology annotation, molecular function: monoatomic cation channel activity. The transcript is spliced from 2 exons. Lineage: Eukaryota; Metazoa; Chordata; Mammalia; Eulipotyphla; Soricidae.
AUGGCUAACCCCAUCACCCACUUCCUGUCGCGCAUUUUCAGGAGCAAGGAUUUGGUGACAUUAAAUGUGUUGGUGGCUCUGGGCACCACGGGGGGCCAGGAGCUCUUCUCCUUGUUGGCCUUCCAGUGCCCGUGCUCACCAGUUCGGAACUUCCGGUAUGGGUUAAUGGCCAGCUUGGGGCCCGCCUUGUUGCUCUUCUUCAUCAGCAUCAUCCUCAACAACCAAACCAGGAACUUGGUGGAUGGGUGCAGGUGUUUCAGGACCAAGAAAUUCCCAUGCAUCCUAUAUUCCAUCGUGGGCCGCGCAGCCGUGGCCCCCCUCACCUGGUCUUUCAUCUCCCUGCUGCGAGGGGACGCCUACGUCUGCGCAUUCAGCGAGUUUGUGGACCCGUCCUCGCUCACGGCUGAGAACGAGAGCUUCCCUCUCUCCCACACCACGCAGAUCCUGGCCAUGUUCCCUUGCGGGGAGAGCCCUGAGAACCUGUCUGGGUUCCGGGAGGAGGUGAGCCGCAGGCUCAAGUUUGAGUCUCAGCUCUUCGGGUGGCUGCUCAUCGGCUCGGUGGCCAUCCUGGUGUUCCUGACCAAGUGCCUCAAGCACUGCUGCUCCCCGCUCCGCUACCGCCAGGAGGCAUACUGGGCCCGCUACCGCGCCAACGAGGACCAGCUCUUCCAGCACACGGCCGAGGUGCACUCACGCGUGCUGGCGGCCAGCAACGUGCAGCGCUUCUUCGGCUUCGUGGCGCUCAACAAGGAGGAUGAGGAGCUGGUGGCCAAGUUCCCCGUCCAGGGCACACAGCCGCGGCCACAGUGGAACGCCAUCACCGGCGUCUACCUGUACCGGGAGAACCUGGGCCUCCCCCUCCACAGCCGCCUGCACAAGUGGGCCCAGGGUCUGAGUGGGAAAGGCACGGCCCCCGACAUGGAGGUGGCCCUGCUGGCCCCCUGA